UGGUAAGAACUUCUGUUCCAGUAUACGCGCAUCUGAAGCACACAGGGCAAAGGAAGUCGGUUUUUAACCGCGCUUUAGCACCCAGAGACUCCCGCCUUAUUUCGGAGUCACUGCUGAAACUUUCGUUUUAAGUUAAGUAGCUUCUACUGACAUGGCUGAGAAGGUAGACCUCGAGGAAGUCAAGACAUCCAACGGUGAGGCGCACCGCGAUGAGCCGAUGGCCAACGGGCUCGCCGGGCCGAAGAAGAGCAGCCCGGAGCCGCUGGUCGAGCGGGUGAAGAGGAUCGUCAGAGCGAACCUGCUGGUGAUCCUGACCGUGGCCGGGGUCAUAGUUGGGGUCUUCAUCGGGCUCGGCGUGCGCAACGCGUCGCUGACCGAAACCCAGAAAAUCCACAUCGGCUUCCCUGGCGAGAUCCUCAUCCGGCUGCUGAAGAUGAUCAUCAUCCCCCUGGUGGUGUGCAGCUUGGUGUCCGGAGCGGCGAGCAUCGACCCCAAAGCCCUGGGGAAACUGGGCGGCUGGGCCAUGCUGUUCUUCUUGGUGACCACCUUGAUAGCCUCCUCCAUCGGCGUGGUGAUGGCUUUCAUCAUCAAGCCGGGGAACGUGGACGUGAUCAACGCGGUUGACCAAGGCCAAGCGGACGGUGACGUCCCGGCCCACAAAGAGAUUGUAGACUCCUUUUUGGACUUGAUAAGAAACAUCUUCCCCUCCAAUUUGGUGUCUGCUGCCUUUCGGUCGUAUGUAACCUCCUACCGCACUGUAAUAAAGAACAGCACCCAGGACAACAGCCUGAACCUCACCGUUGAAAUGGUUCCCAAGGGUACAGAACAAGAGGGCAUGAACAUCCUUGGCCUGGUUGUCUUCGCUAUCGUUUUUGGUGUGGCUCUGAGGAAGCUGGGUGAGGAAGGAGAGAUCCUCAUCAAGUUCUUCAACUCCUUCAACGAGGCCACCAUGAUUCUGGUCUCCUGGAUCAUGUGGUACGCUCCUCUCGGUAUCAUGUUCCUCGUCGCCGGUAAGAUUGUGGAGAUGGACGACGUCGCCAAGCUGUUCGCUAGCCUGGGAAAAUACAUCGCCUGCUGCAUGAUCGGCCACGCCAUCCACGGCCUGCUGGUACUGCCGGGCAUCUACUUCGUCAUCACCCGGAAGAACCCGUACACCUUCCUCUGGGGCAUUUUCACAGCGUUAGCCACGGCUUUCGGAACGAGCUCCAGCUCUGCCACCCUGCCCCUCAUGAUGAAGUGCGUGGAGGAGAAGAACGGCGUGUCCAAGCACAUAAGCCGCUUCAUCCUGCCCAUCGGCGCCACGGUCAACAUGGACGGGGCCGCCCUCUUCCAGUGUGUGGCGGCGGUUUUCAUUGCCCAGCUGAACAACACCAGUCUCAACUUUAUCCAAGUCAUAACCAUCCUGGUGACGGCUACAGCGUCCAGUGUUGGAGCAGCGGGUAUACCUGCAGGAGGUGUGCUGACUCUAGCUAUUAUCCUGGAAGCAAUAGGACUACCCACCACUGACAUCUCUCUCAUCCUGGCCGUUGACUGGCUUGUUGACCGUACCUGCACGGUGCUGAACGUGGAGGGCGACGCCUUCGGCGCGGGGCUCCUGCAGUUCUUCGUGGACAGAACGUCAAAACGCGAAGGAGUAGCGGAGCUCAGCGAGGUCCGGACCACCCCCGAGCACUCGCCGCUCAUCGACAAACGAGGCCUGGAGGGGGCAAAGGCGGACCCUUCUGCCGAGAAAGAGUCAGCCAUGUAAAUCCGGCUGGUGACUUUUAUGGCAAAAGGAAAGUCCGAGCUUCCCCCCUUUUUUGCUGCGUGCCCUGAAGGAAAAGAGUGCAAGGAGAGAGGACGGACCUGCACACUACAAUGCAAAGCAAGCACUCUCGGACCCGAAACGCUUUUCUGGUGGGGGUGCAGCUAAAUUCUUAUGGGAUGCUUUAGAAACCAUAAUACACUCAGUGGGUUAUUUAAAUUUUUUUAGGGGAAUAUGAGACUGAUUUAUUUUAUUUUUUAUUCCCCCCUCUCAAGUUUAUUUGUUGCAUUCGGUUGGUUAGCCCUGAAGUCAGAAUGCAAUGCCACUCAAAAGAUGUUCAAGAGGCCAGUGUGCGCAGCCGCAGGAAAUGGACUAAACACGUCGAGGUUGGCAGCGGAUGAUGCGUUUAUUCAUGCUGGACAAAUGAAUAUAAGGGUCUGUUGCUAAAUCUUAUGUGCGUCACUGUUCUUCUGAGCAAAACUAUCUUUUUAUAUAAAAAAAAAAAAAAAAUCCAUGCCUGACUAACAUAGUUUCCAUAGUUGCCAUAUGGAGAUUUAAAUGUGUCAGGUUUAUUUUUUUAUGCUGCGUAUGAAAUCAAACCAACAAGAAUAAUAUGUUUUUCCAAAUGGGCUCUAGAUAAAACCAAACACGAGUAGCGCCACUUUCCUGGAGGCGUCCUCCGGGGUUGAAUGUAAACUGCGUGCGGUUUGUCGGCUGCGACGGAUUCUGGAUGGACAUUUUCGUAGAUUUGCGUCGGCGCAGUGGUGCUCAAGGGUUACGAGCUGCGCGGCGGAAACACGGUCGUGUUGUUUUUGUCUGUCAUUGAAUCUCUAGAAUGAGAGUCCUGAUGCCUUUUUAUUUUUUUUAAAUCAGAAAACGUGACCAAUCAUUUGUGACCAACAAUUUUAGAGGUUCAUUGUAGUUUUCCUGAACAAAAAGUUUUAUUUUUUUUUCAAUUGAAAUAGACACUUUGAUAAGAUAAACAUCAUUUGCAAACUACACCAUGCUGCUUUAAUCUGUGAUCAUUUCUCCUCAACGAGGUGAUUUCUGAGCAAAAAAAAGAAAAAAAAAUACUUGUUCAACCAGUUUUUGCUCCUGAAAGCUGCUGAAAGUAAAGCACACACAGCUGCUGAUAGUAGCUAAGGCAGGGUUUUUUUAAUCAUUUGUUUUGACUAUCUUAAAUCAUUUCAGUCUACAGUGUGGGGACACGUGAAGGUUUAAUUUGGAGGGCUGAGUAACAGAGGACGGAUUUUUAAAUCAGGUUCCAGGCCAAAUUCUAUUUAAAUACAUAUAAAAUGCAUUUUUUUUUUUAGUUUUACUUAGAAUUUUAUUUCCGUUGAAAAACCAAAGGUACAAUCUGUAACUACCUGCACUAUAUUUAGAUUAUUGGAAUCAUAUGUUCUGUUAUUGGUUCCUUUACAUCUCUUAGCAUCCCAUCCAUUGCAAUGAUCCCUUGGUGAGGGAGACAUGCAACUCCCCAGGCUGCAAGGAAGUAGUUCAUCUAAAUGCCUUACACCUGCCUGAAAAUGGCCAUAAUAAUACUUGGAAAAAUAUAGUAUUGUUAGUUUUUUUUGUUGUUGUUUGGACGAUGUUAUUGACAGCUUUUUUUGUCUGAUAACUCUGGUUAUUUGUAACCAUAUGUUCUCUUAAUGUUUGAUAUUUUUCCCAUGUUGAAGGGUAAACGCAAUAGAAUUAUGCUAUUCUGAAAGAUACCAGAUGAGAUUUUAGCCUCAUUAUUUUUCCAAAUUAAAAUGAAGGAGCGUAAGCAGUGUAGCUCUAGUCUCCUUUUAAAAGGACUCUACCUUUUUAAUAAAGACAACAAAGCCUCAGGUUUUAAUGUCUGCCUUGUUACUCAGGUACUCUGAGACCAAAAAUCAAAGUGAGACGCCUGAACUCUUGAGCACACACAAAACCUUAAUAUUUUUCUUUCUUUUUUUCAUAUCCCCUGAUUUACACGUGCUGCUUCUGUGCAGGCUGCGGAUUUUUAUGGGUGUAUAAAUAGAGUGAUGAACACUGUAGCUUGCAUAAUGUAUGGCAUGCAUACCGUGGCCCGCCGUGUCGAGUCUCAAGUUACCUUCAGCUACAGACGUACAUUUUUAGAUGCACACCCAGAACCCGGUGGGUUUGUCUUACCGUUGAGCUGUAAAAGGAUGUCUUAUUGGGAUUUAUUUAUGUAUUUAGAACAACAGUCACCAGGCCUGUCACGAUAAACAAAUCAAUUAAUUGGAUGAAAAUUUGUAAUCAUGUGGUUAAAGAAGAUAAGAUGGAUUAAUUUGUAUUUGCACUAGCUUUUUGAUUUAAAAAAAAAUAAAAAUAAAUUAGCAUCCAGCUAAUUUUUUUUUUUUUAUUGUGACAGGCCUAACAGUCACAAGAGGAAACACAUCUGUUUGAAGCAAUUGGCGUCUCUAUGUGUUUUUCUUUUUUUCUUCUUUUUUCUCCAUGAUCAGUUAUCUGUUUAUUUUUAAUCUAAAUCCAAAGGAUCUUUUUUGGCAAUGUGCUUUGACAUAGUAGUAACUCCAUAACUGGCUUUUCUUUCCCCAAUUCUCCUAAAUGGAUGGCGAUAGACUUGCUGCUUCGAUGACGGUGAGGCUGAAUGACAUGAGUGGUUUGCACACUAAAGAAGUCAUUUUUCUCAAGACAAAAAUAGUUUGCUUGUUUUUCCAACACACCUCCAAUGUUUUAGGUGGAAAUUAUUUCAGCAGAAUUGAAUAUUUUUGCCUUUGAUUUGUGACUUUGUAGCAGACUCGAGGUCUCAUCAUUUCUCCUGUGAAGUCCCGUAUGUUGUGGGAAUCUGAUGAAAUAUUCGACAUUGUUCCACCACAGCUGUUUAACUGUUACUCCUUUGAGGUUUCAAUGCAAUUGUCUUCUUCGUGAAAUCUAUAAAUGUGGAGGUUUUUAUCAAUUGCAUUAUUUUUGUCGCAAUAAGGCUAUAUUUAGAAAAACUAUUGUACUGUACGCCUGCUGUCAUUUGCUUUAAACAGUAAAAUCUUCUUUCUUAAA
This is a messenger RNA of Fundulus heteroclitus (mummichog), 4744 nucleotides long. It is a transcript of the gene slc1a5, whose product is annotated as solute carrier family 1 member 5. The transcript has 8 exons. Gene Ontology annotation, biological process: L-aspartate import across plasma membrane. NCBI's taxonomy places the organism in Eukaryota, Metazoa, Chordata, Actinopteri, Cyprinodontiformes, Fundulidae. Bases 152 to 1747 code for a protein of 531 amino acids. Gene Ontology annotation, molecular function: symporter activity; neutral L-amino acid transmembrane transporter activity; L-aspartate transmembrane transporter activity. Gene Ontology annotation, cellular component: plasma membrane. The record is from RefSeq and is a predicted model, not a curated record.